CUUCCUCCCUCUGCUUCAUCAAGGUACUAACUCUUACUACAUAGCCUUCCUCCCUCUGCUUCAUCACGGUACUAACUCUUACUACAUAGCCUUCCUCCCUCUGCUUCGUCAAGAGUACCCAGUACUAUGACAUGCGCUGGUCCUGUGAGCACCUGAUCAUGGUGUGGAUCAAUGCGUUUGUGAUGCUGAUGAGCCAGCUGUUACCUCCCAGCUACUGUGACCUGCUGCACCGCUCGGCAGCCCACCUGGGGCGCUGGCAGAAGCUGGAGCACGGAUUCUACAGCAACGCGCCACAGCACGUGUGGUGUGAGAGUACGGUCUGGCCCCAGGGGGUGUUAGUACGCCACAGUCGUAGCCUGUACAAGGCUGUAGGACCCUACAACGUGGCCCUGCCCUCAGACGUCUCCCACGCUAGGGUGAGUCACUUUCCUUUCCACAAGCCGUUGCGGAUCCUGAACCUGUUAACUGUUGAGUCUAGCGUCGUCCUGUACCAGCUGUACUCCCUGCUCCGCUCUGAAAGUUGGAACCACACCCUGUCCCUGGGCCUCAUCCUGUUCUGUAACUACUACGUCCUCAAGCUGCUCCGGGACCGCAUCGUGCUGGGCAAGGCCUACUCCUACCCUGUUACCUCCAGUACAGGGUCCAGCACUACCAACAGCACCGCCACCAACGGCCUGGGGCUCAAGUCCCAGUGACACCCCAGGAGAGGGUUCUGGAGCUGGGGACGUGGGUUCGGAUACCCCUAGCCUCCCUCCCUGGCUGUACGGAGGGAUGGGUGGAAGGGGUGGAGGUGAGAGAGGGGGUCGGGUGUGCAGCAGUGGGUGGGAGGGACUGACUGUGAACUCAUAUUGUUUUGAUACGGUUCUAUUUUUCAUGCAAUGGUAUACCUAUUUAAAUAAUAUUUUAUUUUGUAUACUGUUUCAAAAGUAACGGCAUUACGUAGUAUUGUCAUGUGAUGUUGUUGCCUCAUGGGGCAAAGCGAUUGGAUGGGAGAGAGUGAGUUGUGUUCUUGAUCCAUGAGGCCCCGCCCACGUACUGUGUGCUAAGCCCUCCUCCUAUGCUCACCGCGUUCCGACUUCCACCAAAGAUGCUUAAAGAAAACUUCAGAGCCAAUCAGAGGGAUAGACCAUGGUUCCGGCGGCCAAUCAAGGAAGAGACUUUGGCUCGGUUGCCAAUCAAGGAAGCGACUGAGGAGACCCCGCCUCUCCCUGCACACUGCCUCUUUAGAGAACGUAUUCAUCCCUUUACGGUGUUUUAUUAGGAUCGUUUCGUAGCAAGACUGUCUGCAGUUUGUCCAUGAGCGCUGACUCUGGUGCCUGUAGAACAUAUCCACGUCCCAAAUGGCACCCUAUUCCCUACAAGUGCACAGCUUUUGACCAGAGCCUUAUUAGCCAAGGUUAAAAGUAGUGCACUAAAUAGGGAAUAGGGUAUAAUUUGGGACAGGCUCAAUGUUUUCUUUGCAGUGUCAUGUUCAUUCAGGUCAUUAAUUUACCACAAAUAGCCGCUCUUCAUUUCAUUGCCUGAGAAGCGAAAAACAUAGAUAUAGUCUGAAUAGAAUGGACACCACCACCGCAACAGAUUGCAGGGCGUUUUUCUAGAUGGGACACAAACCGCAUUGAAUGUGCAGACAUAUGUAUGUGCUUUACUUUCCAGUGUGUGCUUGAAAUCAAAUGACAAAUUACACUUGAUAUCUUCAAUGCUACAAGUUGUGCUCAGCUGCUAGCAGUGUUAUUUUAAACAGCUUGCCUUGUUGCGAGUCCCAGGUGAUGAUGUGGGAUGAGUUCUAGUGCCAUAAUUGUCCGUUCAUCCAUUCUAUUUUGUUCCUUUUCUAUGAGCAGCUGAUCUAGAAUGAUUCAUGUUUUUAUCAACGUGCCAAAAUCCCAGGUUGCCUGUAUGAUCAUGUUUGUUUCAAAGGGCGCGUUCCACCUUGUCUUUUAAUGCAGUCCUGUUGUAGGCCCCUCAGCAGAUUGCUAUAUCAAAUGAAUGAUGAAUGUGGUACCUGAGAUGUUGUGAGAUCUGAUAUGUGCAGGAUGACUGCAAUAAAGAUGACCUGGAACGUUAGCUGUGUGUUGUAUUUUCAGUGGGUGAGGUGGAAGAUGGAGGGAGACAUGCUGUCCUAUGGCUCACAGUGUUUGAUUUUCGAUGAGCAUUUUUUAUGCCGUUGAAAUAAAAAAAAAAAAAAAAAAACGCUGUUAAACUGA
Molecule: messenger RNA, 2201 nt
Organism: Salvelinus sp. IW2-2015
Lineage: Eukaryota; Metazoa; Chordata; Actinopteri; Salmoniformes; Salmonidae
Source: RefSeq, a predicted model, not a curated record